AUGCAUAGUAAUAGGAAUGGUUGGUUACACUUAAUUAUUGGAACAACUUAUUCUUAUCUAUUAUUAUGGGGAUGUGGACAUUUUCUGAGGAAGUCAUUUGUUGUGAUGCUGCUGUCUAGGACUAUAAACAGACCUGGUCAUGUUUGGAAUGAAACUUGGUCCUUUUUAUCGGAUGGUAUCUUGUACGCACAGAGACAACUUGCUAACAACCAAGAACUGCAGUUGCAGGAAGAUGACUUGAAAAUUUUGACAUUGCUUGAGAUUGAAGGCUUGUUUCAAGAAAACCGUAGGAGUCUUGUUGACUUUAAGCCAAUUCCAUACCCUAAUGGUUAUGUACUUCAACAACUUGGUAACAGACUUAUAUAUGAAGAGAGAAGUUAUGAUAUCUCUGUUAUGAAAACGGAGUUCACUAGUCUUUUCAAUGCACUUACAGAUGAACAGUGA
Molecule: messenger RNA, 444 nt
Organism: Lathyrus sativus (Indian pea)
Lineage: Eukaryota; Viridiplantae; Streptophyta; Magnoliopsida; Fabales; Fabaceae
Source: the annotation of a GenBank genome assembly